Molecule: messenger RNA, 1809 nt
Organism: Dipodomys ordii (Ord's kangaroo rat)
Lineage: Eukaryota; Metazoa; Chordata; Mammalia; Rodentia; Heteromyidae
Gene: Smim14
Product: small integral membrane protein 14
Exons: 5
Coding region: 230-529 (99 amino acids)
Cellular component (GO): endoplasmic reticulum
Source: RefSeq, a predicted model, not a curated record
UCGUGGCUAAGAGUGACGUGGUCAAUCGAAUCCAAACAGAGGGCGGGGCGGAGGCCGGCGGGGCUGAAGCACCAGCGGCCGCCGCGUCGGGAGGCCGGAGCUGCCGCAGCGUCCCGGAAGCCUCAGGCGGUCUCGCAACCGCGACUGGGUUUCUGCUCCCACCCUCCCCGCCCCGUCGGUUGUGGUCUGGGCGGAUUUAAACAGUCAAGUAAAAUCAAGCUGGGUAAUCAUGGCAGAAGGUGGAUUCGAUCCCUGUGAAUGUGUUUGCUCUCAUGAACAUGCAAUGAGAAGGCUGAUCAAUCUGUUACGGCAAUCCCAGUCCUACUGCACAGACACAGAAUGUCUUCAGGAAUUACCAGGACCUUCUGGUGACAAUGGCAUCAGUGUUACUAUGAUCCUGAUGGCCUGGAUGGUUAUUGCAGUGAUCUUGUUCUUACUGAGACCACCUAAUCUAAGAGGAUCCAACCUACCUGGCAAGCCAACUAGUCCACAUAAUGGACAAGAUCCACCAGCUCCUCCUGUGGACUAAUUUUGUGAUAUGGGAAGCAAAACAAUUUGCACGACCAAAUGAACAAGACCACCAGAGUACUCUUAACCCCAUUAGAACUGUUUUUCCUUUUGCACCUGCAAUUUGGGAUGGUAUUGUUUUCAUGAGCUUCUAGAAACUUUACUUGCAAACUUUUGCUUCCUGUGUUAUCACCAUUCCUAUUUACAGUAUAUUUGAGUAAAUAAUUAUAUUAAAAAAAAGUUACAUGGGGCUUUUUUGGUUGUCCUAAAUUUAAAUAUUCCAUUCAUUCUGUUUGUAAUUGUGAUUGUAAUUUUUGUGGUGAUUUUUGACAUAAUUGAAGGAAAUUUGAGAUUUCACAUUUACUAUUUAGAGAGUUUUGAUAGGUUUACUUUUUUUUUCAGAAGGCAUUUAUAAAGUCAUGUUAUUUGGGAUUAUGGAAGACAAUUAGAACCACAUUGCAUUUGCAUUUGCCUUGGUAGGUGAUUUGUGGGUGGCAACUCUUGGAGCAUUUUACAAGCUCCAGCUGAAAUCUGGGUCACUCAUUAUGGCUGACUUAAGUGGCUAGAAUAGGGAAGUAAAAUGGUUGUUUACUAAUUUUCUACUCCUAAUAAAAAUGUCUGAUGUUCAGAAUAAGCAAACAUGAUUUCAUCAAUGUGGUGGUUGACUUACAGUCCGUUAUAUGAUGCUUGGAAGCCACUAGAGACUAACCUUAUAAGGUUCCUGAAAUGAGGACAAAUUCACUCUUUUUGCCUUGGCCAGGUAUAAUCUAUCCAGUAAUAAUUUAAGCAAUCAUUUAUUUUUUAAAUGUACCUCUCAGGAAGCUCUGUUCUAACACUUCUUUCUUUAGAAUGAAACCAUUUUACAUCUAUAUUGGAAACUGCUGAGUUACUUACAUUUAAAUGCCUUGUUGUUCACAUUAUUUGAAGAAAAAUUUUGAGGCUUCUGUUAUGUUAAAAAAAAUGAACUAUUGGUUUAUUCCAAGGGACCCAUGAGAAACAAUCAGAAAUCUUUUUCUGUCACCCUUCAUUUCUUUUGGGUAAUGGGGAUGUACCAGGGUGGGAAGCAACACUGAUAUAAGAGAAAUCUUGAUAUGUAUAAAAAAGGAACAGAUUGCAUUAUUUUGCUCAGUUCAAAACUACAGAAUUUUUUCUCUAGCAAGUAACCAGAGAGUAUUUAUGGGGGGCUAGAACAUUCUUUGCUGCCAACAUAAGGAUUUUCUGCCCAGGCAGUCUAGGCUUUUAAUAUGUAGAUCUGCAAAAUUAUUUGUGUGAAUUAAAUAAACCUUAUAUCACUGUACUGUU